This is a messenger RNA of Helobdella robusta, 675 nucleotides long. RefSeq lists its product as hypothetical. Gene Ontology annotation, molecular function: NAD+ poly-ADP-ribosyltransferase activity. NCBI's taxonomy places the organism in Eukaryota, Metazoa, Annelida, Clitellata, Rhynchobdellida, Glossiphoniidae. The annotation marks the transcript as partial. The transcript has 4 exons. The record is from RefSeq and is a predicted model, not a curated record.
UACGAACUUCUGGAACUUUCUAAGAAUUCUCUGGAAUUCCAGAAAGUUUCCAAAUUAUUCCACAAAACCAUGCUGAGGCCGAGGGCUGCUAUUAAAAGGAUCAUGCUACUUUUGAAUCCAGUUCUCUGGAGUUACUAUCUGAUGAAAAAACUUCAAAAAGAGCGCGAGUACAAAUCAGAGGUGCAGUUGAACCUGGAAAAAAUGCUCUUCCAUGGAAUCAAGAGAAAAUUACUGGACGUCAUAUGUAUGGAGAACGUUGAUUGGAGAAAAUGCGGGGUCUCACAUGGCAUUAUGUUCGGUCAAGGGACGUAUUUUGCCAGAGAUGCCUCUUACGCUCACCAGUUCACCGACAAACCAACCAGACAAACAUUUGACGACGAACAUGAUAAUGAUAACCAACCAGAACACAUCCACACCAUGUUGGUGGUUAGGGUACUCGUCGGAAAGUACACAAGGGGUAAAACUAAUUACCGGAAACCGCCCCCCGUCGACCCGAAAAACCCUUUUGGCCCCAGCUACGAUUGCUGCGUUAAUUAUGUGGAGAGCCCUACCCUGUAUGUCAUUUCAGAUUCGAACCAAUACUACCCCGAGUAUGUCAUUGAGUAUACGAAUAUGAAAGCUGAAAAGGAGAAGAGAGCGGACGAUCGGGAUACAUUUUGGCGGGAUUUUUUCUAA